UCUUAGAGCGAACACAUCGAGAAGCUGAAAAACAGACUGAGGCCAGAAACAAAAGUCAAAUCAGCUAUAAAAAUAUAUACAAAUUCGCCUGCCGGUCUCCAGCUGAAGUGGGAAAAAAAAACAUUUUAAGUGGCGGCAGAGAUGCAGUGAACAAUGUGCACAAAAUAAACACAAACGCUUUCUCCAACGAUCUACUGAGCGCGCUAAAUAAGAAAAGACACAUAUUUCCCAGUGAAAACAUUUAGUUUGGUUUUAGCCAAGAAAAACAGAACAGAAUUAUGGCAAGUGCUGUGCGUAGUGAGAAGUGCGGGAGGAGUCGCAUCAGGGAGCUAAUUCUGAUCCUUUUAUUGGUCAUCAUGGCCGAUGAGUCGAGGGCCGCUCCUUUUGAUCCUUCCUUCUUCAUGGAGGGCGUGCAAUCGGAGGUGGUGAACCCAUUCAACCGCACCAUCCUGAACCGCUUCAAUCUGACCGAGGAGCAAAUCAUAAGCAUCCAGAACCGGAGCAAUCCGAAUAUGAGGAACACCACCGCCCAGUCUUCCAAUCAACAAUACCUUCAGCAAGUUGCUACUCACCGUCUCAACGACAUUUUCAAGCAUCUCCAAAAGGCCAUUUCAAACGAGCCCAAUGGCGGUGUUUCCAAGGAAAAGGCCGGAUUUCCCAUCUGCAAUGCGGAGACUACAAGUCCGGAAGAUUGGCAGCAGGGCGACAACGUGACUCUCCAGUUUGCCAGCAGCGUUUUCAUGUCCAACAGCGACGACCGUUUGAGCAGCGCCCUGCUCCGCCUCUAUAAGAUCAAUCCCGGCCAGAAUCGCGAGCAAAAUCCCGGCCAAAUAACCGCUCAACCGGUGAGCACCGAGACCCCGGGCAACACGUCUCCAAACUGCGCAGAGCAGCCGCCAGUGGGUCCCCAGAUUCGGGUCACCGUCUCCAUCGUCCACCAGCAGAGGAAGAAACGUAAGUUAGAGCGCAAGAAGCGCACCUGCAACACUGCCAUGCUGAGCAGCUCCGCCACCGGCUGGGUGGAGAUCGACGUGAAGUGCGCUUUGGCCUACUGGGAGCAGCAGCACCGCCAGCAGCUCCGCCAGCAGCAGCCACUGCAGCCGCAGCUGACCUCCAGCGUGGUGGGGAUCCUGAUGAUCGAGGUGCACGACGACGAGGAGAACCCGCUGAAGCCUGGGCUCUUUUUCGGGCCGCCCACUUGCGAUCAGGCAGAGAUUGCUGUCCCAUGGAGCGUUUACCGAACAGAACCGUUUAAGUCUCAUCUGGCGAGUUGGACAUUGCCAAGAAAACCAAGGUUAGACAUUCUCUUCAACGGCGCUAACUCCAUGAAGGACAUCUACAACACACCCAAGAGCAAAGCUUACAUCGAAUCCACCACAUCCAACUCACCCACGAUCGACAACCAGCUGGACGAUAGCGGCGAUUACGAGAGCCAGCAGCGGGAAAAGAGCCACCUGCACCACCUUCGCCACCACCACAGCCACCAAUUGGACUCGGAGUCCGCCCAGGUCGAGGCAGAAAUCGAGGCGGAGGAGCUGCUGUCCUCAGCCAGCAACAGCAACAGCGAACAGCAGGUGGAGCCCGUCUCGAACCACCAUCGACAUAGGACUGGACACCACCAUCCGCACCAGCUGCACCAGCACCACCACCACCAGCGCCACCACCCCAAGCACCAUAGGAUUUCGACCCAUAAGCAGGAGUAGGCGUCGCGACCACCACACCACCAAACCACCCAACCGCCCAUCCAACCACCAUCCUCUCUCACCACCACUCAUGCUGGUCUUACGAUUAUUUCUUGUUUUGUAUUUGUAACUUUAGGGCCAGUUGACUUAAUUAGUUUUUAGUUGAUCGGUGUCCUCUACCGCAUACUUUAUUUAAAUUAUACUUUAAAUUUCGUUGUAAGCUGAGCCAGUUUUUGGUCAAAUUUCGAUUUUAAUUUUAAAAUCUCUCUUAUAUUAGAAGCCUGUGAUUUAGAUGUGGUCGAAUUCGCACUCUUUUUGCUAACUAAAUUUGUAAGAACCUCACGAAGGAAAGCCAACGCGGAAAACAUUUAAUACGAAUUUAAGUAAUAUAUUUUAGGUGGUAAACUAAAUUAAUCAAUGCCUUAUCGAGCAUUACAAUCCCAGACUUCUGCACAAUCCACUCGAAAACCAGCAAGCCAAGGACGAACCAAAUCAAGCAUUUUCGAUUUAAUUGAUAAGCGAUUACUGUCCCGGAACACAGUUUUGUUAUAUAAGUAAGUCACUAGGUUAAAGUGUCUUUCUGCCUGCUAGAAAGAGAGCACCAAGUGCAUCCCUUAAUCUCGAAAUUCCCCAGUUUGUGGCCCAAUGUUCUGUUUUGUUUUUAAGAUUUUAUAACAACCACAUUUUCAUUAAUUCAAACAGCUAUCGAUGCUUAACCCCUCACCUCCAUCCUAACUAAGUGAAUUUGUAAGUCGAUUGCAAGUAUGAAUAACAUAUGGAAAAUGAUUAUAUUAAUAAACAUAAAUCGCAAGCGUGUCAAGUUGCGAAUCAAGUAAGAA
Drosophila ficusphila is the source of this 2521-nucleotide messenger RNA. Its product is annotated as protein anachronism. The coding region runs from base 279 to 1703 and encodes 474 amino acids. The record is from RefSeq and is a predicted model, not a curated record. Lineage: Eukaryota; Metazoa; Arthropoda; Insecta; Diptera; Drosophilidae. The transcript has 5 exons.